AAGAAGAACUUGAUGCUGAAUUUGAAUUUGAAGAAGGAUUCUUUAUUUGGGGUUUUAAGAAGGACCCAACAGAUUUUGAAUGGAGCUUUUGGACAGAGUGGACAAAGAAGUUGCUGUUGUGGACUUUGCUUGGUCAUAUAAUUGUAUCACAAGUGACCAUAGCCUUUUUUCCAAAGUUUAGGAUGUGGUUGCUGAUGGUGUAUGGGAUGUUGGCCUGCUUCCUUACAGUGGGCUUCAAAGGCCUGGUAGUAAUAUUAUUGCAUGUGUCCAUCUCCUAUGCGGUGGCCCAGCUCCAAGUGCCUGUAUUAUCUUGGCUGUGUUCAAUAUUACUACUGUACAGCUUACAAAUGGACUCUCUUGGAAAAAUUCAGAAACGCUGGUAUGAGACAGAGAACGAAUACUUCCUGCUUUUAUUCUGCUUGGCUGUUUGCAAUCUUCGUUACACAAGUUUCAGUUUAGAGUACUGCUGGUACUAUGAUGGACCUCGAAGACUUGGUGUAUCCUUCUGCUGGCUGUUGGCAUAUGUAUUUUACUACCCUGUAUUUCACAAUGGUCCCAUCAUAUGCUACGAUGACUUCAUUAAUCAGAUGAGAAAAGCAAAGGUAUCUGUGCCCAAAAAAGACCUUGCAUGCUUGUUGCUGAGUGGAAUGCGCAUUGUGUUCUGGUGGUGUCUGGCAGAGUCCAUGCUUCAACUCAUGUAUAUUCAUGCAAUUCAGCAGCAAGAAACAAUAUUGGAAUCUGCCUCUUACUGGACUUUAGGUGGCCUUGGUUUUGCUCAUGCAUUAUUUUUCUAUAUGAAAUACCUGCUGUUUUACGGCAUUCCAUCAAUUAUCAUGAGCUUGGAUGGAAUUGAACCACCAAGAUUGCCACGGUGUACCAGUAGUUUGUACAGUUUUACAGGAACAUGGAGGGAGUUUGAUGUUGGAUUACACCGUUGGUUGGUAAGGUAUAUUUAUAUUCCAUUGGGAGGGUCACGGCAUGGUGUACUACGGAUCAUGUUUUCUUCUGCCAUGGCCUUUAGCUUUGUUUGCUACUGGCAUGGUGGCCAUAGCUUCAUGCUAAAUUGGGCAGCUUUGAACUGGGCUGGAGUAAUGGUGGAAAGCAUAUUGAAGAUGGUCUGUUCCAUUUCACCUGUUCGGGAGAUUGUUGAAAGGUCCUUGUCGGCCAGUAUGCAGCGUCGGGCUCAUGCUGCCUUGGCAAGUGUGGCCACAACUCUGCUCAUUUUAUCCAAUCUGGUGUUUCUCUGUGGGAAUCAAGUAGGAAAGAUCUAUUGGAACAGAACAUUUUUACAAGGUUGGCCAUGGAUACCUGUGGCAGUUCUGGCAUAUUUCUACUGCUAUGCCCAAGUAGGAAUUGAAUAUGACCGAGUCAAAAAUUAAAUCUUCUGUUAACUGUGCUGUAUUUUGUUACUCGUAUAAAUAUUGAUGGUGUUAAAAAAGAAACAUGCUGUCAAAUCUUUUCAUCAACAUUCAUCAGGACAGAAUCAUGAGAAUACCAACUCUCAAGGGCAACAGUUUAUUACCUCUACCAAUCAGAGUCCACUUGCCAGCAACUCAGCAUCGCAUGAGGUAUAAAUUGUUGCUCCAUUUUACGGCACUGCUCAAGUUCUGUACUGUCAAGCAAGUAAAAAUACUGGACUUCUAAAAAUCUCCUUAUUAGUUUAAAUUUAAAAUGCAAAACAAUUUUUCUUAACUUGGAUUCCUUUUGGCUGCAUUGUCAUCUUCGAAUUUACUAUCUGAGUAAAUUUAAUAUGUGUCUCCUGCAAUGCAUAAGAUUUGGGGAGAGAAAUUCACUGGAAAUGGAGCUACAUCAGUUUCCUUGGCGGGGGAAGGGAAGUUUGCAGUGGAUACCAUCCAUGACAUUCUUUAUUGAUAAUAAAGGAGAAUGUGGUCAGGUUUUUGGCACUGCUUGCUUCCAGACAAUCAAGUAAUCGUGCAGCAUUUCUGUGCAAACAAAUUUGUCUCCCUUGGUGUAUGUGAAUUAUACUGCAAAAAAAAUAGUGGGGUGGGUUAGCUCUGUUGGCUGGAUGGUUGAAUGGCAAUGCAGAGUAACACCAAUGACAUGGGUUCAACUGCUGCACCGUCUGAGUUUACCAUGAAAAACUCUCUUUCUCAACCUCUCCCUGGCCUGAGGUGUGGUAACUGUCAGGUUAAACCACCACCAGUUGGCUCUCUCUGGGAGAGCAGCCCUAUGAUCCGUAGGACUAUAGUGACUUUAUUAGCACUCAUUGGCAUAACUUUUUUAAAAGCACAUUGAAAUUACCUGUUAUUUAAAUCCUUUUGGUGUCAAUUAGUCAAAUUAAUGCAAAUAUAUGAAAUUCCCGUACCUAAUAUUUUACCAAAGUCUUGUCUCCUAAUUUAAUAGUGUUAUAAAAGGCAGACAGACUGUUCAAAACACUUAUUCCACGUAUAUAUUUGAGUGAUUCCCACCAAGCAAAUUUUUGUACUUGCUACAUGCUACAGGCUAAUUUACAAAAUUCAAUUAGGAUUCAGUGUCUGUUUUACUAACUGAGAUUAAUGCAGAUUAGCUGAUAAAUUAAAUCUGGUUACCUAAUACCAAAGAAGAUUUGAGGGGUCAUAUUAAAUGAAAAAAAAACUGUUUAUCUAUAGGAAUUAACCUGAACUAGAUUGCGAUGCAAAGCUGAAACAUUGCAUCAUCAGUGAUAGCAGGUCAAGGAGUGCAUUGGCUAGACAUUCACCAGCAGUUUACCUUCUUCCAUAUCUGUGCUUACAUUUGAGUGCUUACAUCACAAUAGAAAAAGCACACAUUCUAAUGAACUAAAUUUAACUGAAUCACGGCAAGCUGUUACAUUACAUUUGAUAAUACAAGGAUAGUUCUACCAACAAGGUAAAUUUAUAUCAGAAAUGAAAAUAAUAUUGAUCUUAAUUGCAAUCACGUCUUCUUUGUUUCAAUAACCUCUACCUUUACAUUUUGUGUCCCCUGUCUCCAUAGUCAUUGAAAUUACGUAUAUGUAAUCUAUGCAUGGUCAAACAUUAGACAUACAUUCUUCUAUCUUGAGUGUGGGUAACCAAGUCCUUGUCUUGAUCACCCACACCAUUAUCCUUCAGUGCAUUUACUCCAAUCUUCAGCCCAGUGGAUUUUCCCUUGCAUGAGUUGACUUCUACUGAAUUACAUUUAGCCAAAUCAUCAUCAGCAAUGGAACCUUCUGUUACCCCUCAUCACUACAUUUGGAGUCAUCAAGGAUCACACCCUUGAGGUCAACUUCCACAUGUUUACUUGUGACACCCAGCUUCAUCUCCACACAGCCUCCAUGUUUUCUGUGUUGUUAGACUUCUUGUCCAACAACCAGUCUUCGACACAGUUUCCAUCAACUAAAUCUUGGAAAGAUAGAAGGCUUGUCCUCUGCCACAGCUACAAAAUUAUAACCAUGGCAAUAUUUAUUCCACCUCUUCUUAAGUUGAAUCGGACUAUGCAUAACCUUGCAGUCCUAUUCCACUUAGGUUGGACUGCCAAUGCAAGACUUUCCUGUGUCAAAGACCACCUACUUCUAACGCUGAGCAGGAUUUUCCAGAUCGUAUAAUUUCCCACCUUGCCAUCCAGAGUCAGUGGGGAAUGCAGCCUGAAUUCAACGUUCUGAGAAGGUUAAUUUACUGGAGGUGGGACAUCAAAGCUGAGGCGAGGUGGAUGUGGUCCAGAGGCAGCCCCACCAGUAAAUCUGCUGGCAGGGCAAGUAAUGUUCUGCCCAUUGUCCACCUCAAACCAUUUGCUACUGGAACCCUUAUCUCUGCUUUGAACCUCACAACAAAAGCACAAUGAGAAAUGUAAACAAAUUGUUUUUGUUAAUUAUGUAGGCAGGAAAUGCAAUAAAGGAAGAGAGGCAUGCUGGGGAUGAAAUGAAGGAAUUUACCAAGUCAUAACUAUGAAGACAGGCCAAUGAAUGGGAAGGAGAAUUGUCAUCUGGAGAAUAAUGUGGGACUAUAGAAUAAAAAGGAACAGGAACAAAAGUCAUAGAUAAACCUGUUCAUAUUAAAAGAACAUUAAAAUAUGACUGACAAAUCUUAUUUCUCCAAAUCAGCUGCUUCUGCAUGUGUAUUUCCUCUCUUGAUCCCUCACUUUUCUGUACUGUCUUUUGGCAUUGAUUUCAUCCCAGACUUAAAGUUUAAACAAAUUUUGUGAUUCUAAUUUAACCAUAAAUUUAACAGUGCCCCUUGUUGGUUGUUUAGAAAACCUUUAUUUUUUUCAGCAGAAUUAUAGACUGCUUGAACAAUUUCUCCAUGAAAAAGUGUUAAUCCUCUUUGUGUACACUGAGUAGAUAUUGUUCUGCCAGUAAUGGUUACUAGUUUGCAUUGGUCCAUUGGAUAGCUAUGGCUUUAAAUAGUUCUGAAUAUUCUUCUUCUGAUUAUUCUUAGUAAUUUCUCACAAUUCAUUUGACUUUUUGUUGUAUUCAUACUUUUUUUAAAGAAUAUAGUUUUAGUCUAACUAAGGUUGAGCCAUCUUUGGAUGCUGUAAGUUUUAUUUUGCAUAUAACCUGUCACAAUUUAUCUUACCUCAAACCUCAAAAAAAUUCGAAUUCAUUCUAAUUAUAUUGUGACAUUAUAAUGUCCUGUAUAGGUCCUAUUAUGAUCUUUCUCAGAUCAACUGAUUAGUGUUAAAUUUCCAUUAGUUGUGCUGAUCCUUGCAAUUGCCUAGAAAUUGACUGCCAAACAAUGCUUGCUGUUGUAGGGCUUUUAAUUGCUUCAGAAUGAUGUUUCUGUCUUUUUUUAGUGGACUAAAUAAGGUUCCCAAGAUGAAGACAGUAUUUUUUAUAUGUCAGUGUUAACUAAUGAAUAACAUGAGAACCAUAUCACGCAGCAUAUUGUUUCAAAAAUGAAAUUAAAAAAGGAGGGAAAAUGUGACUAUUUAAUAAGCAGACAAUCACUGAUCUCAUUGAUUUAUACACAAAUCCAAAAGCUUAAGUAUGUAUAAAAUAUUCUUUAUUGUUAUAAAUAAAGUUUACAUGUCUUUACAAAUCAAA
This is a messenger RNA of Rhincodon typus (whale shark), 4975 nucleotides long. RefSeq names its product hedgehog acyltransferase (gene hhat). Gene Ontology annotation, molecular function: palmitoyltransferase activity. Gene Ontology annotation, biological process: protein palmitoylation. The record is from RefSeq and is a predicted model, not a curated record. The transcript is spliced from 10 exons. Gene Ontology annotation, cellular component: endoplasmic reticulum. Bases 183 to 1379 code for a protein of 398 amino acids. Lineage: Eukaryota; Metazoa; Chordata; Chondrichthyes; Orectolobiformes; Rhincodontidae.